Molecule: messenger RNA, 6819 nt
Organism: Chelmon rostratus (copperband butterflyfish)
Lineage: Eukaryota; Metazoa; Chordata; Actinopteri; Chaetodontiformes; Chaetodontidae
Gene: reck
Product: reversion-inducing-cysteine-rich protein with kazal motifs
Exons: 21
Coding region: 82-2958 (958 amino acids)
Biological process (GO): extracellular matrix organization; blood vessel maturation; sprouting angiogenesis
Cellular component (GO): plasma membrane
Molecular function (GO): protein binding; metalloendopeptidase inhibitor activity
Source: RefSeq, a predicted model, not a curated record
GAGAGAGAGAGAGACAGAUUACUGGGGAUCCAUGGAACAUGUCACAGCACCAGUGUUUUCUAUGUCUUCUUGUCCCAUAAGAUGCGUGUGUGUUUCCAGAUAAUCAGUUUCUUCCUCGCCGUGAACUUUUACUGCCAGCCGCUCCGAGCUCAGGAUCCCUCCUGUUGCCACCAUGCUGCCGAGUUCUCUCCUUGCAAAGAAGCUUGUGACCAGCUCGCUACUAUAAAGAGUGAGUCUCGUCUAAAGCAUCUCCUCCAGAGGUUACCUGGUUACUGUCCAGAGUCGAUGAAUGAACUUUGGAUGUGCAUCAACUCUACACUUCCAGGAGUAUCCAGGAAGUCAGAUGGCUGGGUGGGGCUGGGCUGCUGUGAGCUGGCUAUCUCAGCUGAGUGUCGCAGGGAAUGCAGACAGGCGUCGUCUAAAAAUGACAUAACAAAAGUGUGCAAAAAGGUCACAGAGAACUCCCUCUACAGCUGCAUCACCAAAAAUGAAAUGGGCUCCACAUGCUGCAGCUAUGCAGGACGUCACACCACCUGUAGGGAGUACUGCCAGGCCAUCUUCAGGACUGACUCGACCCCCACCGUGUCCCAGAUCAACGCAGUCAAGGAGUACUGUCAGAGUCACAGUGCUCAGCUGCUCAGCUGCGUCAGCAACUUCACCAAGUCCUACCCCAUACGCAGCCCGAUAGACAGUCUGUACUGUUGUGACCGGGCGGAGGCUACCCACUGCCAGGUGGCAUGCCGGCGAAUCCUUCGUACCAUGAGCACAGAGCAUGAGAUCAUGGAGGGCUUGAUCGAGGAGUGUGGCUCCCAGCCUCUUCCUCAGGAACCCAUGUGGCAGUGCUUUCUGGGCAGCGCCCACCCUCCUUCCCCACCUGAAGUGGAGACCCCCCAUCCUGCCAAGAUGGACUGUGCCAAGCUGCACUGCUGCUCCAAAGCUAACACCUCUCUCUGCAGGGACAUGUGUCAGGAAAUCAGCACUAACUGGGGGAGCCAGACGUGGCAGGACUUUGACCAGCUCUGCGAGUACAACCCGGUGGAGACGGAGCUCAUCAACUGCCUGGCUGAUGUCAGAGAACCCUGCCAGCUAGGCUGCAAGGACCUCACCUACUGCACCAACUUCAACAACAGGCCGACAGAGCUGUUCCGCAGCUGCAACGUCCAGUCAGACCAGGGCGCCAUGAACGACAUCAAGCUGUGGUCCAACGGGACGAUCAAGAUGCCUUUCAUGAACAUACCUGUGCUGGACAUCAGAAAGUGUCUGCCGGACAUGUGGAAGGCCGUGGCCUGCUCCCUGCAGAUCAAACCCUGUCACAGCAAGUCCAGAGGGAGUGUCAUAUGCAAGUCAGAUUGUGUGGACAUCCUGACCCAGUGUGGGGACAGGAAACGUUUUCAUGAAGGACAAACUCCAGAGAGGAUCUGUGAACUUCUCUCACCUAUUGAUGACCCUGAACGCUGCAUUCCCCUCCACAGAUACCUCACCCCCAGUUCCCUAGGUAACAACAUCGUUGAGGAGGUCAUCCAUCCAUGCAACCCCAACCCGUGCCCCACCAACCACUUGUGCCAAGUUAACAGGAGAGGCUGCCUUGAUGAACUCAACUGUCAGCCAUACAUCUGUGUGCCAGGCUGUAAACUGGGCGAGGCCUCAGAGUUCCUGGUGCAGCAGGACGCUCGCAUCCAGGUGCCGACUCGCACUGGUCCUGCUGGGUGUUACGAGGUUUGCAGCUGUGGUCCCAGUGGGCGUCUGGAGAACUGUGUGGAGAUGCCCUGUGUGGACACCAACAAGCACUGCAUUGUAGGAGGACAGAGGAAAAGCCACGGGACGUCUUUCACGAUCGAAUGUCACACCUGUUCCUGCUUCGCUGGUGACACCAUCUGCUCCACGAGAGAAUGUCUCAGCUUCGACAGCACCGACGAGGACCGCCGACACUUUACCGGUCUUCCCUGUAGUUGUCCCUACCGCUUCGUUCCAGUGUGUGCAUCUAAUGGGCGGACCUAUCCCAGUGCCUGUGUGGCUCGCUGUAUGGGAUUCAAGGACUAUCAGUUUGUCUUUGGCUUGUGCCAUAUUAAUGUCUGCGCCAACAAGCCUUGCCCGAGGAACCAGAGGUGCGUCCCAAAGCCUCGUGUGUGUCUGAGUGACGUAUCAGGCUGCCCCCAGUAUGAGUGUGUUGGCCGGCUGACAACCUGUGACAAGAACAGCGUGGAACCAGCCUGUGAUACUGAUGGCCUGCUCCACCCCAGUCUCUGCCACCUGUAUCAGGCUGGGAAAACCCUGGCCUACAUGGGCCACUGCCAGGAUGCCUGCAGGAAGCCUCAACAAGUUUGUGGUCAUAACGGAGAGACCUACAACACGGUAUGCGACGCCUUCUCUGACCGCGUGGCUGUGGACUACGAGGGCCCCUGCCACGCCGUGGGGGCCGUGUCUGACGUGGCCCCCGACUGUGCGUGCAGCGUGAUUCCCUGUCCGCCUCUGUCCACUCCAGGCUGCCAGCCUGUCACUCCACCCGGAGCCUGUUGUCCAAUAUGUGCCAGCAUGCUGCAGAUACUCUGGAACAAAGAGCAGAUGAAUACUUUCUCUAAGUUGAACAAGAACCAGCCGGUGACAGUCCAUGACGUCCUGCAGAUCCUGCGGCUUUAUGUCUCAGUGCCACAGUGCGACGUCUUCGGCUACCUGAGCAUCAACCACGAGCUGGUGGUCCUUAUCGCUCCGGUGGACCAGCAACCAACACCGCUGCAGAUCGAAGCCUGCAGUAAGGAGGCCGAGAAGAUUGAUUCUCUCAUCAACUAUGCCAGCCCGACACUGGUCUCUCAUGUCCCGCUCUCUGCCUUCCUCAUCUCUGAGAUCAAGACCUCCUCCAUCCACUCAUCAGGGGGCCGCCCGCCUUCGCCUCCACCCCCCGGCUUGUGUGUCCUCCUGGCCCUCCUCAUCGCCGCAGCCCCCGUCUUCCACCAGCUCUAAGUGUGCCUCACCCCCACCCAGCCUCUCUCCCACUAACUCUCGAGUGUUCCAAAGCGUCCCCCCUCUUCCCGGGAUGACGGGGGUGUCAUGAGGUGAGUGUGUUUGGGGCAGCCGCGGAGCAAGAAGAACCGGCGGCGGCGUCUUUCGACAAUCAUUCCUAUUGACUCACCUGCGUGUCUUACAAUCAAGCCGGUGGAAGAGCUAUUAAUACGGAAAGCUUUUGUAUGGACAGUGUUAUUCAGCCGACGAGUUAACUGAAGUAUGCUUAGUGUGUGAGUGUGUGUGUGUGUGACCUUUAAGAUGCAUUUGACUUGAUACCAGCAGUGUUCAUCCAUUAGUCCCAGUAGCAAGGUCUCCUCUGAAAGCUGUUAAAACGCUCCUGUUCUGAGGCGUUGCGUGUGUGUGUGUGCGUGCGUGCGUAUGUGUGUGUGUCCAAUUGGAUUUAAGAGGCAGACGAGGACGAAACAUCCCCGUCUGGUAGCACAUCUGGCCGACAGAUCCCCCUGGUCACACAGACUUUCACACGCACUCGUACACAAAGACUGGUGUCACUCAGUCCAGACUCGGUUCUCGGUUCAGCGUAAACCAAGUAUCACACAGUCUGAUCAGCACUGAAGUGACGCUUUUCACGCCUCGAGUAAACGAGACUGCGCAGUCUGCACCACAGUGGGUGAUGUAUAUAUAUGUGAGGUGUAUAUGGACCUAGUGUUUGAACCUGUAACCUCAGCAGUGUUAGUGCCGUGCUCACGGACUGAGCCAGCUCAGAUGAAACAAAUCCAGCCUCCAAAGUCGGUCGUAACCGCUGACCAAAAAAAGUGUCCAGAUCGUAAUCAAAAUGUUUGAAUAUGAAGGGAGAACAGCUCCGGUUGUGUUUCAUGCAGCAGUGUAGUGACGCAGAUCAGAGCUGAAACGAUGAUCAAGGAUCCUAAACAAUCUUGGAUAUCGGUAAGAUGUCAGUUUUACCUGACGACAUGAAGCUUUCCUCUGAAACAAACCUGGUAAAACUUCAUCUGAAGUGGUGUUCAUAAAGUAUCAUUAAUAUAUUAGAAGUACUUCCCGAGUGCAUGGAAAAAGAGCAGUUUAAAGGCCUUAUCAAUGUUAUUCCACACUGUAGCCUGACAACUCCAAGCGUUUUCCAAAGCACAUCAUCAAUCAUCACUGCGUAGAUGGAUUUCCUUAUUUUCAGCUCAUUUCAGAACCACAUGAGCACCACAAUUUUUUUCAUUUUUCAUUCAUCUGACAAAAACUGUGGUUUGAGACCAGUGGUUCCCAACGUGGAGUCAGGGCUCCCAAAAGGGUCACAAGAUACAGUAAAUGUGAGCGUAUGAUAAGGUGAGAGAUUGAUAAUUUUCUUAGUACUAACAACCCAAGUGGUCAAUGUUCAGUGACUUUCAUAACAACCCCACAAAUCCAGGAAAUCAAUCCAGUCGACAAAAACUCUGAAAAGGAAAAUGUGAAUUUUGUUGUUUUUGCAUGAAAAAAAGAUUGUUGUUCAGCCUGUCAGAGCGUGUCAGAGCGUGUCAGAGCGUCCAUGAAUGCAACAAGAGAUUUAGUCCCUGCUUGCACCUGCAUUACAUAUGAUAAUUCACCUUUAAGACACAAAUGAAAGUGUUGAUUGGGAUGCAUCAACCAUCUCAGCUUUUGCAACUCUACAAGUUGUUUUAUAGUGUGCUGAAAUGUACUGAAACCAAUAUCUGUCUGGAAGGGAGGAAAGCACUUUAAAUCUAACAGUAUGCUUUGGAAAGUGGUCCUCAGGAACGAUAACUAUCCAUGAUUUGUAGUGAAGGGCUACCCUGUAAAGUGUUGCCCUUCCAUAAAGGGCUCGCAAAAGACAGAUUUAAAAAAAAAGGAAUGGUCAGCAUUGAUGCAGCAGACCGAGAUACCCUGACAGUCCCGAGUACUGGAUCCAAUAAUGCAACCUGUUUGACUUUGAGUAUCUUAUGAGCACCUCUUCCAAUAAAGUGCUACCAGGAAGUGACAGAGCAGCAGAGAGGGCUGGAUCACCACUCCCUCUGCGUGAGGCCAGUAGCUCUGAAAAGCAUUAAAAGGGAUGCUUCCUGUCUGUACAUAUGAACUAGAAGCCAUUUAAUAACAAACAGACAAUCAGCGAGUCACUACCCACAAUCCACUUUGGGAAGUGAAGAUUUCCACAGUAUGCUUUGCAUAUAGAGCCUUAUAUGAAGUAAUAAUGAAAAUGCAAUAACUUUAUAUUUGUUAAGAAAUGUCUCUAUAUUUGAUAUGUAUCUGAUAAUGGAUUGAGGUAAUGAUCACCUUCGUGCCAUGUUUCUUAUACAAAUAGGUGUUGUUCUUUAUUGCAUGAUGACAAUUAUGAAGUGUUUUUACUCCAGAAUGUAUUAUAGUGUGUGUUGUCCUGUCUAUGUGUGUUUUUCUAUCUGCCUGUACAGCACAAUGUGUCCCAGUCUCUAACAGUAUUACUGUGCUAGGCAGCUCUUUAGCAGGGAAACCUACUCCUCCAACUGUUAUUAUUUUUGUUAUUAUUAUUAUUAUUGUGAUUAUUUCCUCUGGAACCGACAUGAGUCUGGUAACUUUUCAAGAUUUUAUAUGUCUUCAGCGAAUUAAUUUGUUUUCAUGUCACGUUUGAAAUAAGUUCACACAUUGAAACUAAAAGACUUUUUUUUCUGCUCCUGAGGAAUUAUUUCUGUUUUUCUGAAUUAUUUCUCAGCUAAAAGAAUAGUUGAACAUUUUUGGAAAAAAGCUGAAUCAGCGUUUUCUGAGAGUGAGAUGAGAUCCGGAUGAGUGAGCGUCUGAAGUGAUGUGUGGACGGCAGGAGUGAACAACCAGCCGGGCUCUGUCCAGAGUUCAAACACACACAGAAACACCUCACGGGGGACUAAUGAACGCCUUCCAUCAUGUUUGUUUCAUUCACCCGAGAAAUGAAAAAAAACUAAAUAAAUUCAUAGUUUUAGGGAGAGAUGCAGUACCCGUUGGAGUUAUUUCUUGACAAAAAAUAGUUCAAUAUUCAGUCAAUCCUCACCAUAAACCCGCAUAAUAAUGCAGUUAGAGUCAGGGGCACUGCCAGGUACAUGCUAACAUUAGCGGUUUAAUAAAGACACCAAACCACCAAACUUCAUAAAUCCUGGCUGUUGCGUGAGCUGUAAUUGGACGGUGGCUAUUUGGGGAGAAAGUCACAGCCCAUUUAUUAAAAUGGAAUUUGUUGUCUGGAUGAUAAAUGAUCUGAUCUUGCCUUUGCAUUUACACUUCGUAUUUUUAUCCUCCUUGUUAUCCUCAGUGAGAUCGGCUCUCUAUCCUCCAGACCAAACCUGUGCGUGAGGUGGUGGCAAAUCAGCCCUCCCUUGUUUCCCCCUACUUCCAGUCUUCAUGCUAAGCUAAUAAUACAUCCCUCCUCCCGCUCCACGUGUAACACACAGACACUAGACUGACAUCCAUCUUCUCCUCUCGCCCUCAGAAAGGAAGCUGGUCAGCCAGAUUCCAAGAUGUGAAACUACUCAUACAUUCUGGUGAUUUUUGUUGUUGUUGUUGACGUUUUGAAGCUAACUCGGCAGCCCUCCGGAAGCCGAGAGGAAGUAGCUGCUCACUUCUCUUGUCUUUCCAUUUGAUGUAAAAGCAGUGUUAUUGGAGUGUAAUUGAACCAAUCAGCUUUUGGCUGCAGGAGUCGGUCCAUCCAGGACUGCUGUCGCUCAUACUGUGUUUUUUGAUAUCAUUUGUUGGUUUGGUUUGAUUGCUAUGUCCAAGUUUCUAAGGGUCAUUGAGUGUUGUUCUUUUCUUUGCAUCAUCACUGUGUUUGACUCUGUAAAAGUGCCAUUAAUAAAAAAAAAAAAGAAAUGAAAGAAAGUUAUUAGGAUGCAUAUAUUAUUAAAUAUAAAAAAGCAAUACAACAAC